AUGGGGAACCAACUGACUGGUAUUGCCCCCUCUCAGAUUUUACCAGUAGAACUAUAUAUAGCGGAUAUUGGUGAUUAUGAACAUCAAACAAGUCUUGGAAGCACCAGAUUUUUUAAAGUGGCCAGAGCCAAGUAUAAAGAAGGACAACUAGUUGUUAAAGUUUUUGUUAUUCAUGAUCCUUCCUUACCUUUACAAACUCACAAACUCAGAUUGGAAGAAAUUGGCACCAGGUUAAAGACCACUUCUAAUUGUUUACCAUUCCAAAGAGCUCUACAAUCUGAUAAAGCAGGGUUGAUAUUCAGACAGUAUGUAAAGGACAGCCUGUAUGAUAGAAUCAGUACCAGACCAUUCCUGAAUCUGAUAGAGAAAAAAUGGAUUGCGUUUCAACUGCUCUGUGCUUUGAACCAAUGCCAUAGAGUCAAGGUAUGUCAUGGUGAUAUAAAAUCAGAGAAUGUCAUGAUAACAGGAUGGACGUGGUUGUUAUUAACAGACUUCGCCAGUUUUAAACCUACAUAUCUUCCAGAGGAUAAUCCCUCAGAUUUUUCAUACUUCUUCGAUACAUCGCGACGACGUACAUGUUACAUAGCUCCUGAAAGAUUUAUCGAGGGCGGCUGGCGUAUUCAGGAACAACAGGGUAACCAAGGUAACAUAGACUUGACGUCCAGUGAGAUCAAGAUAGGGGACUUAACUCCCGCUAUGGAUAUAUUUUCAGCAGGUUGUGUUAUAACAGAGUUGUUUACUGAAGGAACCAUACCCUUUGAUCUGUCUCAGUUAUUAACCUAUCGUAGUGGUGAAUACAGCCCUUGGAAAAUAUUAGAAAAAAUACCAGAUCCCCAUAUUAAGGAAUUGGUGCGUCACAUGUUACAGAAAGAUCCCAAACACAGAUUGUCUGCAGAGGAAUAUCUUGUAAAACAACGUGGCAAGGCAUUCCCCGAGAAUUUUUAUACAUUCUUAAAGAUUUAUCUUCAACAGUUCGCUACCUCUCCUAUUAUACCAGCAGACGACAGAAUUACCAUUAUUAAAAGAGACCUGCCGUCGUUGUUAAAGAAUUUAAAAAUAGAUGAAAAUAAACUAGAAAAUAAUGUCAGUCUGGUUCUAAUUAUCUCCCUUGUUGGAUCGUCUUGUCGUAAUUUACAUUUUUGUCAAGCACGUGUUUUAGCUCUAGAGUUAUUAUUAGAAUUAUCUAAAUACGUAACCUCUGAUAUUAUACUAGAUAGAAUCAUUCCUUAUAUGUUAUAUUUUGUUAAUGACGUGUUUCCGAGAGUUCGUGCUGAAACUAUAAAUACUGUAACACAAUGUUUAUCAAAUAUUAAAUCAGUCCCUCGAAGUGAUGGUAAUGUGUUUCCAGAAUAUAUAUUUCCUAGCUUGUCGAGCCUAGUUCAUGAUGAUGUAGUAAUGGUUCGUGAAUCUUACGCUGCUAAUAUAGCUCAGUUGUCUGAGACAGCUUUACGUAUUCUGGAGAUGACUCAACUAAGUAAAUUUACGGAGGUUCACAUCUUAGAAACUGAAUUUCCUGGUUUUUAUUUUCAGAUGGAGGCUAGUUAUGAUAUGGAACUUCAGACAUUACAGGAAACGAUUCAACAGAAAGUUGUCACAUUACUCAGUGAUCCUGAUAACGCUGUCAAACAAAUGUUAUUAGAGAGUGGCAUCACACGACUCUGUGUUUUCUUCGGUAGACAGAAAGCAAGUGAUGUGUUGCUAUCUCAUAUGAUUACAUUUCUUAAUGACAAGUAUGACUGGUUGUUACGAGGUUCAUUCUUUGACAACAUUGUGGGGGUAGCAGCCUAUAUAGGGUGGCAGAGUUCCAGUUUGUUAAAACCCUUGCUACAACAGGGCUUGUCAGACCCUGAAGAGUUUGUUCUACAUAAAGCAUUAGGGGCACUGAAAGCACUGGCCGAGUUGGGUUUACUACAUAAAUCUAUGUUACUAGAGUUCACCAAGGAAAUUGUACCAUUUUUAUCACAUCCGGGAUUAUGGGUACGACACGGAGCAGUAGGAUUUAUAACUGCCCUCGCUACCAUCAUGAAUAUAGCUGAUAUCCAUUGUUACCUGUUACCUCAAGUUCUACCGUUUUUAAAACAUAAAGUUCUACAGAUUAACAAAGAGGUGGUGUUAUUAAAUGCUUUAGAUGAGUAUAUACCAAGACCUGUAUUCGACUAUAUUUUACGAUCAGCCUCCAUUGAAGGUCUGUUUGACGUACUCAAUAACAGAAAACGGUUUAGAAGUAUCGCCAGACAGCUUUCAGAUCCAGGAUUUGAAAAUCUUGACAGUGGGAUGACACAGGUUUUCAGAAAGUUAAGUUCUCUCGGAAUGAACGAAAACCAUGAAAAUAAAUUAUUGGCAAUGAAAGAUUAUAUUUUGAAGUUGUACAGAACCAGGGCUAGUUCCAAUGACAGUACUGAAAGUGAAAGUAGAAGAUUGGGGGCGUUGAGUUUAUCAUCCCUAGGGUCACGCCAGAGAAACAUUACCAGACGUCACGCUGAUUUACAUAAACAUGCCCCAGAGAAAACAGCAGAGACACAUGCCUCACCCACAGGAAAUAUUUUUGCGUGGUAUAAACUGUUUUUUUGUUUUUUUCCACAGAAUGAAGAUUGGAAAAAGAUGUUUGGGUCUGGAGAAUCUGAAAGAUCAGAAACUUCACCCAAAGCCAAAACUUUAGAAAAACAAGAGAGCAAUCCAUUGGAUAAGAAACCUCCCUUGAAUAUUUCUGUCCAAUCAUCUACAACCAGUCUCGUUAACAUUAACCAUUCAGUGACGAGUAGUGAAAUGUUGUAUAUGGAUCUAAUUGAUAUUUUUAUGAUUUCAGUGCGUUAUGCUAACUGUAAAUGGGAGUUACGGAACUUGGUUCAUAAAAGGCGGGAACAAUAUGCAGCAGAUGUCCAAACUAAAGAUUUAUUAGAAGGUAUAGCGUGGGACAGUCGACCUCCACCAGACAACUGGAAACCAAAAGGUCAACUUGUGGCUCAUUUACAGGAACACAGAGCUGCUGUUAAUAGAUUACAAGUAUGUCCAGACCACAGUUAUUUUGCUAGUUGUUCCAAUGAUGGUACAGUCAAGCUGUGGGAAUGUAACCGACUUGAGGGAAAGAGUGUGUUAAACAGGUCUACACAGACCUUUAGUAAACAAGGCGGCCAUAUUAAAUCUCUGACAUUUUGUGAGAAUUCUACUUCCUUAGCAACGGUAUCAGAUAAUGGUUCUAUAUAUGUCUAUAGAUUGGAUGAAAUGAGAAACAAGGCAGUAAAAGAGAUAGAUAUUGAACAGUAUGGUAAUAUCAUGGACAUCACCCAUUUUGAUACAGGCUCGCAGUCGAUUCUAGCUUACGCUAGUGUUAACGGCUAUCUUGUGGGGUUAGACUUACGCUCUCCAGAACCUGCUUGGUGUUUGAAGAACGAACCUCGCUCAGGUUUGAUCACCAGUUUUGCUGUUCAUCAUACACAAUGUUGGUUAGCUGUAGGAACCAGUAGUGGAGCUCAUAUCUGUUGGGACAUGAGAUUUCAGUUGCCUAUUAAUACAAUACAACACCCUGCUAAUGCUCGUGUAAGAAGAUUGAUCAUGCACCCUCAGGAACAGUCGUGGAUUAUAUCUGCUCCUCAGUGGAAUAACGAGGUAUCCAUGUGGGACGUGGAGACUGGGGCCAGGCAAAAAGUAUUGUGGGCAAGUCAUGCCCCUCCAUUAUCAGUUUCACCCAAUCAGACAAAUAACCAUGCAGUUCAUGGUAUGCAUAUAGCAGCCACUGAUACCAAGGUAUUUCUCUUGACUGGUGGAACUGAUAUGAGGAUCCGUUACUGGGAUCUCUCAACCCCGACCAACUCUUUUGUGAUGAGUCAUCAACCUACAGAUCUAGCCAACACCAUUGUCUCGUAUAGGUCUCAGUUGAUAGAUGGAACAGAAGUUAUCCAGGAAAAUUACACAAAGAAACAGGCUAAUAGUGAAGAUAUUCCACGACGGGGACCAGAGGCGCCGUCCACAGCCCAUCAUAAUAUUAUCAGUGAUAUCAGUAUCUGUCAAUCUUCACAAUGUCUGGUUAUUACUGCUGCUAGAGAUGGUGUUAUCAAACUCUGGAAAUAG
Molecule: messenger RNA, 4068 nt
Organism: Lottia gigantea (owl limpet)
Lineage: Eukaryota; Metazoa; Mollusca; Gastropoda; Lottiidae
Exons: 31
Coding region: 1-4068 (1355 amino acids)
Biological process (GO): protein targeting to vacuole; macroautophagy; autophagy of peroxisome
Cellular component (GO): nucleus-vacuole junction; phosphatidylinositol 3-kinase complex, class III, type I; phosphatidylinositol 3-kinase complex, class III, type II
Molecular function (GO): protein serine/threonine kinase activity; protein binding; ATP binding
Source: RefSeq, a predicted model, not a curated record